Tribolium castaneum (red flour beetle) is the source of this 6219-nucleotide messenger RNA. RefSeq names its product protein stoned-B. Gene Ontology annotation, molecular function: clathrin-cargo adaptor activity. Gene Ontology annotation, cellular component: clathrin adaptor complex; synaptic vesicle; clathrin-coated vesicle. NCBI's taxonomy places the organism in Eukaryota, Metazoa, Arthropoda, Insecta, Coleoptera, Tenebrionidae. The record is from RefSeq and is a predicted model, not a curated record. Gene Ontology annotation, biological process: synaptic vesicle endocytosis; regulation of endocytosis; intracellular protein transport.
AAUACCGGUUGCCUGGAUCCAUCCAGUGAACGCCAUAGCCCUUUGGAAAGCCGUCUUCAAGUAAAAAAUUUCUCAAAUAAAUCAAUUCGUGUUUUAAUAGACAAUGUAACUGUUUUAUUUUUCGGUGCGAUUUCAGUCUGAAUGCUUGAUGUGAUAUGAGGCCUAAAAAAAGCCUCGAUGAGACUUAGAGUAGAUAAUGCACAAGAUAACAAAAGGCCUGAAAAAGAAGAAAAAGGGCAAAAAAUCUAAGCACAAAGAAGAGGAGCUUUUCAAGCCGGAAGAACUCGAAGCAUACCGUCGCGAACACCAAGAAUCCGGCGCUUCUUCAGGUCAAAACGAAGAGUGGAAGAAAUUCAUCCAACUCACAUCAGGCGUUGACGAUAUCUUAAAAAAAACCCAAGGCGACUUAGACCGCAUCAAAAGCACUUCAUUUUUUCAACGCGUUCCGCCACCCAGUCAAGUCAAAGAAGCAGCAGAGGCAGAAGAAGAAAAAGCAAAAGAAGCGGAACAACAAGUUGUUGAAGAAAACAAACAAACAGCCGAAACCAAUCUUGGCAUUGUUCAAGUCUCCGAAUCCGAAUCGGAAGAAGAGGAAGAUGAUGAUAUUUUCGACACUGCGUACAUUGAUGAAGUAAAACUAGCUUACAUCCCGGAAUCACCAAGUGAGGAAACCACCGGUGAUGACCCUUUUGACACCUCCAUAGCUGAGAGGGCGAUCUUGGGACCUGCAGUCGAACGCAAGGGCAAAAAACUAGUUCCGAUUGGAGCAGCUGUUGAGGUUUUAACAGGAAGGGUUCAAAUACCAACGUGUGCAACACCAAGACCGAGCUCAAAUCGAAGACAAGUCCUUAAGGAGAAAAACCUACUGUUGGGGAGUUUUGACGAUAACGCCAAUUCGAUUCAGACAAAUCAAGAGACUGGUAGUGAAGAGGUUCCUAAAACUUUACUCGAUGAAGAUCCGCCGACUCCACUAAGUGAACCAAUUGAUUUGGGCAAGACUUUACACCAAAUUGUUAUUCCAGAUGAAGAUGAUGAAGAAUUUGCGAAACUAGCGGCUGAGAGUUUGGCCAAAAGCCCAGUCAGUGUUGUUGCGGUACCAAGUGACCAAGUGGUCGUUCCUGAGGAAAACUGGGCCGCUUUCAGUGAAGAAAAAGCCGAAAGUCCAAAAGACCCAUUCGACACAAGCUUCGCCGAAAACAUCCUUCCAGGCAAAGCUGAGCUAAAAAUCAUCGAAAAUGAGAUUUUGAACGAAAGCAACGAUCUCGACUUCGACCCAAGAGCCGAAGACAAGCUUUCGCAAAUUAUCAACAAAGUCAGUAUUAAAGUAACUGAUCCUGCGGGACAACGGGAAUCAAUCUCGUCACUUGACCGCGUUUCAGAAACCGAUCUAAACCUAAUCACUCCAACCCACCGCGAUUUGCUCGGAGGAAGCAACACUGACUUAUCAAACCUCAACGAGCAGCCGUUACGACCUUGUGAACAAACUCCAAGUGCUGAUUACAUAGAAUAUUGCGACCCGUUCGAUACUUCAAUCGUCGAAACAGUCCAACUUCCUGGACAAACCGAACUCAAAUUUCUCGAAAAGGAACUACUCGGUGACCUUGAGGACGAAUUCGAUCCCAGAGCUGGUGAACCAAAAGAACGGACAAUUUCCCGCCCUGAUGUGCUAAACAUCGGCUCGAAAACCGUCUCCUUUGAUUUGCCGUCACCUCAGAACGAACUACUCGAAGUGCGUGAAAAAAUCGCAAAGCCUUUAACUCCCUUCUACGUGCGCAAAAACUCAGUCCCCGAGGAGUUCUUCCCAGAGGAUGAUCCGUUCGAUACGUCGUUCGUGAGCGAGAUCAAGCCGGGAAAAGCCGAAUUAAAAUUAAUUGAAAGUGAAUUGGAACAGUUGGAGGAAAAUUUUGAUUUUGAUCCGAGGAAAGAGGAGCAAAAAAUUGUUCAAGUGGUCAAAGAACCGGUGGAUUUGUUGGCGGUUGAGCACCAAGUUCCCGCCAAAGUUCUGACACCUUUGGAGGAAAAAACCGAGAUUUCGUACACAGAUCCGUUCGAUACGAGCAUAGUUAAUAUUUGUCCCGGAAAAACCGAACUGAAACUACUCGAAAGCGAGUUGAUAGAAUCAGGGCAAACUCCGGUUGAUCUACUGGACAAUUUCCCGGAUGUUGCAAGUCACACUUGCCUGAAGCCGGAGAAUUUCGACAGCGAUCCCUUCGAUACAAGCAUUGCCAAUAACAUAGCACCCGGAAAAACUGAGCUGAAACUGCUAGAAUCCGAGCUGAUUUGAAUGGAGGUGAAAACGGGAAAUCCCUUUCUCUUCACUGAAGAUGAAUACAGUUCGCCACAUUCGGCAGUUUCCAACCCUUUUCUUAUGGGAGGGGAUGAGGAUUUUCCACCUGGGGAUAAUCCCUUUCUGGGCGAAGCUGCAGCCAAUAACACCAACCCGUUUGCGUUUGAUCCAAUGGAGUUGGAACCACAAGUUGAAACUUUUGUGCAAGUUGAUGAUUUGGUUAAUCAGCAACCACCACAAAAACCCACUGAUUUGGAUUUGAAAUUCACAGCGGCGCCGUCGAGACCGCCGCCUCCAAGGCCACCAAAGGAGACACAAGACUUGCUAAUGUCAGUGAUGGGUGCUAUGGAUGCUACAAGUUCGCACUUACUGGACCGCAUCCCGCCAACCCGGACCCCAAGUCCGGUAAACAUGCGCGAUUUGCACUCCCCGAGCCCGACUCCGGAACCGCCAACCUUCGGCGAUUUACUCGAUGUUGGAAACACCAACCCCACAAAACCAACCGAAGACUUACUAACUUUGAACCAAGACAAUGACAUCAAUCAAAAUCCGCCGAACGAUAAACCGGCCCGACCUAAACCACCACGUCCAAAACCGCCCCCAGUUUUGGCAAAACCGCCCCCACCCAAGGACGAAAUGAUGGACAUGUUCGGCGUCGAAACCGUACCGAAAGUUGCGACAAAAGCCGAUAUUUUGAACUUGUACAAUGCGCCCAAGCAGGAGAAAACAACCGAUUUGUUGUUCGAUUCGGUUGAACCGGAGGAGGUUAAACCGGAACCGGUUCCGGACAAUUUUAUUUCACCGGAACCGUCGCAAAACGACCUACAAAUGGACACUAGUGACAGUCAAAGCAAGGGUUCAGUGUCCAGUGUCACGUUCAACCCUUUUGCAGCCCAGGAACCCGUUCUGGACAACAAUGUGUUCCUGCAAAAUGCUGAGAACCAAUCUCCGAAAUCAAACAUUGAUAACCAGUCUCCUGCGACCGUUGAUAACCAAUUUCCUGCGACCGAUAUUUUCGAUAAAUCAACCGUUGAUAACCAAACUGUUGUGACUGAUAUUUUCACUAAACCAGCUGUUGAUAAUCGAGAGAUUUUCGCACCAACUGUGGAGAAAACCGAAGACGAGUUCGAUGCAUUUGCACAAAAAUUUGAGUCGGUUAAAGAUGAGAAUAAGAACGGAGUUGAUGCUUGGGGUAAUGAUUUUGGGGCGAAUCAAGACAGUUCGACUGGUUUUGGGGCUGAGGAGUCGUUUGAUGCGUUUUUGGCGCUUCAGGAACCGACGGUACCUCAAAGUACACCGAAUCGGGUCAGCAAGGCGGCUUCGCAGGAGUCAGACGAGGAUAAGGAUUUCUCAGUUUUCAUCAAGCCCAAAUCGAACGAGGACUACAGCGGAGGUGCACUGCCCACGAUCGCGCCGCCCCCUGCCCCCACCCAAGCCGCCUUCAACGACACCUCCCCCCGUUUCAACCCCUUCGACCACCAUCAAACCACCGAAGCCACAAUAACCCAACAAGAACCAGCUGAGGCAUUACCAUUUGAAAUAAAACGCACCGACUCACAAGAAACACCCCCAACGCCACUUUUCGACGAAGACGUUUCGCAACCUUUGGAACCCUUCCCCAGGACCAUCUACACGGAAGCAGGUUGGGAGAUGCAGUUGCGUCAACCCAACAAGAAAAAAAUCACCGGUCAGCGCUUCUGGAAAAAAAUCUUCGUCAAAAUCGUCCAUCAAGCUGACUGCGUUCUGCUACAACUUUACAACCAACAAUCAGACAAGGAUCCUUUCCAGGAAUUGCCCUUGCAACCGUGUUAUUCCGUUUCGGAAAUCGGGGCACAACAGUACGACCAAUUCGGCAAAAUUUUCACGUUAAAGUUGCAGUAUAUUUUUUAUAAAGAAAGGCCAGGUGUGAGACCUGGACAGGUGAAAAAAGCGGAACGUAUUACAAAUAAAUUGAGCCAGUUUGCGGCUUAUGCCAUUCAAGGGGAUUACCAAGGGGUGAAGGAGUUUGGCAGCGAUUUGAAAAAGUUGGGGCUUCCGGUGGAACACGCCCCACAAGUGUCGCAAUUAAUGAAGUUGGGGUCUUUGAACUAUGAAGAUUUGAAGCAGUUUUCAAUGUGUAUUGAAGAAGCGCUCUUCAAAUUACAAGCACAUAGGGACAGGGCGUUGCAUUAUAAAAUGGAAGAGGUGCAAAUUACUCUGGUUGAUGAGCUAUACGUUGAGCAAGAUUCCGAAGGUCAUGUCGAGAAACAAAUCGCACGAGUGCGGUUAUUCUUCCUGGGUUUCUUGACAGGAAUGCCCGAUAUUGAAUUGGGAGUAAAUGACAUGCGAAGGCAAGGAAAGGAAGUAGUUGGCCGCCAUGACAUAAUCCCUGUAGUAACCGAAGAAUGGAUUCGAUUGGAAGACGUAGAAUUUCACUCCUGUGUGCAACAGGACGAAUAUCACAAAACUCACAUUAUCAAAUUUAAGCCGCCUGACGCUUGCUACAUCGAACUGAUGCGCUUUCGAGUGCGGCCCCCCAAAAAUCGCGAAUUGCCUUUACAACUCAAAGCAACAAUUUGUAUUACCGGAAACAGGGUCGAACUACGUGCCGAUGUCUUAGUACCUGGAUUCGCUUCGCGCAAAUUGGGUCAAAUCCCCUGUGAAGAUGUGAUGAUUCGGUUCCCGAUUCCCGAAUGUUGGAUCUAUUUGUUCCGAGUCGAGAAACAUUUCCGAUACGGUUCUGUCAAAUCAGCACACCGCAGAACCGGGAAAAUUAAGGGAAUUGAGCGAAUUUUAGGAACUGUAGAUACAUUGCAGGAAAGUUUGAUCGAGGUGACGUCAGGACAGGCGAAAUACGAGCACCAACACAGGGCGAUUGUUUGGAGGUGUCCGCGUUUACCAAAAGAGGGACAAGGUGCUUACACCACUCAUAACAUGGUGUGUAAGCUCGCUUUGACCAGCUACGACCAAAUGCCCGAUAAAUUAGCCGAAUUUUGUUACGUUGAAUUUACAAUGCCGGCCACUCAAGUCAGUCAUACCACCUGUCGCAGUGUCAGUUUGCAAAAUUCAGACAGUGAUGAGCCGCCUGAAAAAUACGUCCGAUACCUCGCAAGACACGAAUACAGGGUUGGGAUUGAACACACUGAAGGGGAAUCCCCGAAUGCGUACGCCGCUGCGACAUUUGUCAAAACAGCUGCACCAAAAGAGGAGGAAAAACCGGCGCCAGUUCCGGAAGAAGACUCGAGUUCGGACAGCGAUUAAUUUCUCUUCCAAGUCGUCUGCAUUAUUGUUUGUGCCUAAAUUUAGCGUUCGAUCUAGUUAGCUUGACUAGGUGCAAACAAGAGCUUCAACUGUUGUUAUACUAUAUUUUAAGCCGAUCUCAGUUAAAAUAGAUAGAGAAAAAUAUUUAUUGACGUAUUCACUUUGAGGGACAAUAUUGAAAAAUUAGGCUAGAAUUAUACAAUUUUUUCGGUUACUAUUAUUACUAGACGUGUAAAUGUACUUCAAUGUCAUGUUUGGUGAUUUCAGUUUUAACAUAUCAUUGGUGUUGUUAUUACGUAUGAUUUUUUACAUGUGUUUCUACAAAAGCACAUACAGCUAGAUUCCACCAAAGAAAAGAACAAUCUAAUCGUAAGUUGCGUGUGUUAGAAGUUGUGUUGAAAGUUGUUAUUAUUAUUAUUAUUGUUGAAAUUAUUUAUUAAACACGUAGUGUUGACUAGUUUUAAGUUUUUUUGUUCAAUGUUUUGUGCUCAUUUCCAAGCGUUUUCAACCGAUGAUGAGAGAAAUCUCGUCGUCAAAGAGUCAAAAUCUAGUCACUAGUACUUAAGGAAUGUAACAUAAUUUACUGUGGCCCAUACAAAUUGUACAUUAGCAUAGUUUUAUCCAUAACUAUAUUAUAUCCAACCUAUAUGUAUAAAAAACAAAAUAAAUCGUAAUGCUUAUAAUAGUUAAAA